AUAGUAGUCAAAUUUGCCUAGGAAAACAACUCCUUUACCAAAUCGAAAGCAUAAUCCAAAAAACAAAAACAAAAUUUGAAGAACAAUUUUUUACAAACAAUUAACAAUAAACAACUUUUGAAAAAUAUGGCCAGUCCCACCUCCCAUUCUCAACCCGAAUCUGAAUCCAUGAACCUCUCCUCCUACCCUGUCAUCCACCCGACCAGAAACCCAACUCCCAGCACAGCCACCACCUUCCAUCACCUUUGCAUCAACCAAGACCACACCUGCUUUGCCGUCGGCCUCAGCACGGGUUUCCGGAUCUUCUUAACCAACCCGUACAAACCCAUCAUGCACCGCGAAAACUUGGAAACAUCCUCCGGUGGGAUCAGGUUUGUCGCCAUGCUCUUCCGGCACAACAUAAUGUGUCUGAUCAAUGGCGCCACCAACUGCGUCAGAAUUUGGGAUGAUGUCAGCAGCCGGUACCUCGGCGAGAUCCCGUGCCGUGCCGAAGUGAAGAACGUUAAGCUUGGGCUUGAUAGAAUCGUUGUCGUGUUGACGCAGAGAAUUACGGUUUAUGGGUUCAAGGACCUUAGGGUUUUGCAUGAAAUAGAUACAGUAGUAAACCCUAACGGGUUGUGUGAUGUGUCAUACAACCCGGGUGGUAUGAUGCUUGUUUGUCCCGGGUUACUUAAGGGACAAGUUAGGGUUCAGAAUUUCGAGUUCAGCAGAACAGAGUUUAUAAUGGCGCAUGAUUCGAAUAUUGCGUGUCUUGCUUUGACUUUGGAUGGGCGUUUCUUGGCUACUGCGAGUUGUAAAGGAACUUUGAUUAGGGUUUUCAAUACAUCGGAUGGAUCGCUUCUGCAAGAGGUGAGGAGAGGAGCAGAUAGAGCAGAAAUAUACAGCUUAGCUUUUUCUAAAACUGCCCAAUGGCUAGCUGUUUCAAGUGACAAAGGAACUGUUCAUGUUUUUGGCCUUAAGAUUCAUUCUGAUACUUCACUAACUCAAACUACUACUACUGUGCCUCAACUUGAUGUUUCCAGUAACGCUUCAUCUCUUUCCUUCUUCAAAGGUGUAUUACCAAAGUAUUUCAGCUCAGUGAGGUCAGUGGCUCAGGUAAGAUUGAAGGAAGGUGUGAAGUACCUUGUUGGCUUUGGAAAGAACGACUUCACUGUUGUAAUUGUUGGCAUAGAUGGAAGCUACUAUACAUAUGAGUUUGAUCCAGUGGAAGGUGGAGAAAUGAGUCGGCUUGAAUAUUAUAAUUUCAUGAAGAAUGAAGAAACAUUCUGAAGUCUAUCGAUUUCUGUUAACAUUAUCAGUUUUUAGUGCUUGUAUUUGUACAUGUUGUCUAAAUUCUUUUAGGAGGCUGGUAAUUUCUGUAAAGGUAUACAAGUAAAUGAAAUGUCA
Messenger RNA from Pistacia vera, 1386 nucleotides. Its product is annotated as autophagy-related protein 18a-like. Gene Ontology annotation, biological process: protein lipidation; nucleophagy; protein localization to phagophore assembly site. Lineage: Eukaryota; Viridiplantae; Streptophyta; Magnoliopsida; Sapindales; Anacardiaceae. Gene Ontology annotation, cellular component: phagophore assembly site membrane; cytosol; extrinsic component of membrane. The coding region runs from base 127 to 1269 and encodes 380 amino acids. The record is from RefSeq and is a predicted model, not a curated record. Gene Ontology annotation, molecular function: protein binding; phosphatidylinositol-3-phosphate binding; phosphatidylinositol-3,5-bisphosphate binding. The transcript has 4 exons.